Molecule: messenger RNA, 1293 nt
Organism: Colletotrichum spaethianum
Lineage: Eukaryota; Fungi; Ascomycota; Sordariomycetes; Glomerellales; Glomerellaceae
Product: putative succinate dehydrogenase [ubiquinone] flavoprotein subunit, mitochondrial
Exons: 2
Coding region: 1-1293 (430 amino acids)
Molecular function (GO): hydrolase activity
Source: RefSeq, a predicted model, not a curated record
AUGAUCCUCGGACCGGUGUCGUUGCUCGACUGCCUGGCCUUUGUUGUCUUCCUCGCGCCGCAGCUCCUUCUCCAUGUUGGCUUCUUCCGGACACUGGCCGUCGCCAUCAAGACGUUGCCGUUUCUGACAUUUGAGCUGCCGACCUCGCUGCUCCACGAACGCUAUAUCCUUCAUUAUAACCAGCGUUCGCCAUUUGUGCAGCGGGCGACCUUGUUCGAGGACGUCGUCAUACGAUGCGUGCGGUAUGCUUUUGCGAAUUUGCCCCCCCAUAUCGGCCGCGUCUUUCUCUCCAAGAACGUUUCGCGGCCAUUUCUGAGGUUUCGCAUGCUGCGGCACGGUUACCUCAGCUCGCCCGCCCACUGGAGCGAGUAUAGGCAACAUCCUCCACCUCAGCGUGUUACGAUCGGUGGCUUAGUCUUUCGGCAGGGUGAACACGGGUUCCAAGGAGUCUGGGUCACCAAGGAUGCAUCGAAGCCUCCUGACGUCGUCAUCUACUACGCCCACGGAGGCGGGUUCUCUAUGGGAUCCGCGUACUUUUACCUCGAGUUCCUCCUGUCGUGGCACGCGCUGCUGGUGCAGUCAGGCUACCAGAAUCCUGCCAUAUUCGCCCUCGAGUACACGCUUGUGCCCGACAAGAUGUACCCGACACAGAUGUAUGAGACGUUGAGGGGGUACAAGCACGUCCUCGACAGAGCCGGAGAUCCUCGGAAAGUGGUGGUGGCCGGGGACUCGGCUGGAGGAACAUUGAUUUUGACGCUCUUGCUGGAACUUGGUCACAUGAACGAGGCCAGGGCUUUCAAGGAAAAGAGCGACGAUGCCGCCGUAUCUGAAAGCGAGAGCCAGGAGCAACUCCGCAAGGCUUCCGAGUCGCCGCUCCCUGGGCUCUGUGUGUUGAUCUCGCCCUGGUCCAAGUUAAUCUCGAACAGACAUGAGAAUUCGGCCAGCGAUUUCCUGGAUCGCGACACGCUGUGGAAGUACGCGUUGCAGUAUGCCGGGACCUCGCAUGCCUACGAUAAGUCAGCGUCGCCUGGGCAAUGCGUCGAUCAUCGGGUAUGGGCGGAGGCUAGCCCGCCGUGUGGCUUCUUCGUCGCGUACGGAUCCGAGGAAGUGUUCGCCCCCGACAUCAAAGACCUCAUCAAGGUGCUGGUGAAGAGUAGCGAAGUGGACAGCCGCUGCGAGGAGGGCGGCAUUCACGCCUGGCCCGUGGUCGACUUGUUCUUGUCAGGCAACGAGAAAAAGAGGCUGAAUGGUCUGCGGACACUCACGUCAGCGAUCAGAAAACACAUACAGUAG